Rattus norvegicus (Norway rat) is the source of this 4068-nucleotide messenger RNA. It is a transcript of the gene Tmprss11c, whose product is annotated as transmembrane protease, serine 11C. Lineage: Eukaryota; Metazoa; Chordata; Mammalia; Rodentia; Muridae. The transcript is spliced from 10 exons. Gene Ontology annotation, biological process: proteolysis; self proteolysis. Bases 49 to 1344 code for a protein of 431 amino acids. The record is from RefSeq and is marked validated. Gene Ontology annotation, cellular component: membrane; dendrite; plasma membrane. Gene Ontology annotation, molecular function: hydrolase activity; serine-type endopeptidase activity; peptidase activity.
AGCUAAAUAGGUGGAGGGUGACUGUGCCACGCAGCACUCAAGGGGAAGAUGGCAAGGGGACAGCCUCGGAGGAGCGAAGAGCCAUGGACAGCCUUGCGGAACAGAACAGAGUGCAAAACAAAGAUAAAACUCACAAAGUGUGGAAAGAUAACCCUAGGCAUCUUAACGGCGGUGAUCGCUGCGGUAGUAAUUGGACUCAUUGCCUAUUUUGCCGCCUGCGGAAAAACACCUUUCUACUACCAUGUCAGCUUUAAGGUUAACAACAUUGACUAUGACAGCAAAUUUGCCAAGCCAUACUCUCAGGAAUACAUGGACCUAAAUAAAAGGAUAGUGUCUUUGAUGAAUGAAACAUUUCAUGAAUCAAAACUGAGAAAACAGUAUGUCAAAGCUCACACUGUGCAAGUCAGCAAAGCCAAAGGGAAGGUGGUGAUACAUGGUGUGCUGAAGUUUAAAUCCUGUUAUAAAAAUAACGUAGAAAAAUUCUGGGACAGCGUCGAGACCAUUUUGUAUCAGAAACUCAAAAGCCAAACCAGAUUACUUAUAGAUUCUUCCUCUUUUAAGUUUUCAGACAUUGCAAUGCCAAUAGCAGAAGAUCUUCUCAACACGUGUUGUGGACGACGCACAAUUACUCCCGGAGGCCACAAAGUAGCAGGAGGCCAGGACGCUGAGGAGGGAGAGUGGCCCUGGCAAGCUAGCCUUCAACAGAACAAUGUCCACCGAUGCGGAGCCACUCUGAUCAGUAACUCCUGGCUGAUCACGGCUGCUCACUGUUUCGUACGGUCUGCAAAUCCCAAAGACUGGAAAGUUAGCUUUGGGUUUCUUCUAAGUAAACCGCAAGCACAACGGGCUGUGAAGAGUAUUGUAAUCCAUGAGAACUACAGCUACCCUGCGCACAAUAAUGACAUAGCUGUUGUGCGUCUGUCUUCGCCAGUAUUAUACGAAAACAACAUCCGAAGGGCUUGUCUACCAGAAGCUACUCAGAAGUUCCCACCCAACUCAGAUGUAGUGGUCACUGGAUGGGGCACGUUAAAGUCAGAUGGAGACAGUCCUAAUAUACUCCAGAAAGGAAGAGUGAAGAUUAUAGAUAAUAAGACUUGUAAUAGCGGAAAGGCAUACGGUGGAGUGAUCACACCUGGAAUGCUGUGUGCUGGGUUCUUGGAGGGCCGUGUUGAUGCCUGCCAGGGUGAUUCUGGUGGACCACUGGUUAGUGAAGAUUCUAAGGGCAUCUGGUUCCUUGCUGGUAUUGUAAGCUGGGGAGAUGAAUGUGCACUUCCAAACAAGCCUGGUGUCUACACUCGGGUGACACACUAUCGAGACUGGAUCUCAUCCAAAACUGGUCUCUAGUGUACUUGUUCUCUGUAGAUUCAAGCUCAAUGGUUACACAUCUGUUAAAUAAGUUUAUAAUCCCCAAACCACAUUCUUAGAUAUUUCUCCUGGUCUACACAUUUAAAUAUAAAAUUUAAAGGCAUAAAGGUAUUGUAUCACGUGAGCACUAGUUAUAGAUGUUUCUAAUUGUAUAAGCCUUCUUCUGCUGACCAGUUCAUGAAUUCCCCAGAAUCAAGGUGUUUGAGGAUGAAGUCUAGUACCUUGUAAUAAUAUCACCCAUAAGAGUUACUCAAGAAAUAUAUCUAUUUUCUUUCUGGUUUCUGUGUCAAAACUAAUUAUUCUAAUUCUUCCUCAUCUUAAGGGAUAGAAAUCGAAAUGAUAACCCCAUGGAGUGCAUUGAUAGACUGCAGUGUUUAUGGACUUAUCAUUCUCUCUUUACUGUGAAAUUGAAGUCAGAAGGUGGUUCUCUUCAACAGUAGUAGCAUUGCCCAAAGGCAUAGUAAUUUUGUUUCAAUACGUGGCUUUAAUUCAUGAUGCAAAUAAUGCCACAUUGUUUUCCAGCUCUUAAAAUGUCUCAAUAGUACAAAUUAGCAACAAGAUAAACAAUGUAAAAAAUUGUUUUCAUGUCACUCUGAUUUUGCCCAUAAAAAGUCAUUCUAGUGGAGGGUACAGGUGUCUGUAAAUUCUGCUACUCAGUUGCCAUUACUCCAAAAACGUUAUCUAAUCCAAAUGCUUCCUCAGACAGGAGUCCAUCCCUGUCUCUAUUUCUCUGCUUCAUCAUUAACAAUUUACAGUUACCACCAUAACCAUAAUGACAUAAAUUAGUAUUAAUAGAUUAAUAAUAUUAGUUAAUAUUUACUAGUUCUUACUCAUGCCAGGCAAUAUACAUAAUUAAAAUCAAUGAACAGCUAAAGGGAAAUGGUCCCCUUGGUAUUUCAAUUUUGUAUAUAAGUUAACUAAAGUAUAGAGAAGGCCAGCAGUUUUCUGAAGAUCAAAGGGUCUCGAAUUGACUAAGUUGAGAUCCAAAUCGCACAGCUCUAUUUCAGAGCUCACGAUUUUAACAGAUUGUUAUGUUACAUGAUAUUCUUAUGACCUAAAUAUUUCAGAAGAAAUUGGCAAACAAAGCUUCAUAAAGAAAAUAUGACUUACUGGUAAUUUAACCAAACUAGGCCUCUCGCAUCAUAUUCUAAAAUGUAGAAUUUUACAGAAACAUUAUGGAUUAGUGUAGGUGUAUUAUGUGGAUGCUUUUAUAAUAUUCAACUUAUCUUGUUAUAUAUUCCUAAGAAUUAGUAUUUUUUGUUACAUGUAUUUUAGAAAAUAGGUAUGAACAAAAUAAAGGAAUAUGCACAUUGAUCAAGACCAAUCCAAUGUGGAUCCAGGCCUGACUCUGGCCAUGGAAGAAGUGGGGCUUUGGUUGACAACUCCUCAAAUUAAGUAGGAGCAGAUCAAAAACAAUUUUAAAAACAGUUAUUUAUUACCUCAUGAAAAAUCUGCUAUGUUCUGAAUUAUUGGAAUAGAACUCAGGCAUACACUAUAGUAAAGACUGUAUUGUGUUCAUUAAUGUUAAGUUUUAAGUUACAGAUUCUACAUGUCAUAUGUAUUCUGUUCGAUAGGAAAAAAAUCAAUAUACACUAAUGACUUAAACUACCAAUACUCUCCGUCACUUAAUUUCUUUAUAUAUGCCAAGUACAGACUGCCUAUGUUAGAAAAGUAUAAAAUAUUUAUAUUUUGCUUCAGAAAACACUUUCACGUGAAGACACGUGUAAUUGUCAGUAAAAUUUCAGAGCAUACCUUCAAACGAGGAUGAUUAAAUGACCCUGUCUACAUGAUGAUACACUGUAUAAUCAUAAAAUCCCUUUCAUAGAUAUAAGUAAAAACAGUAACAAUGGUUUCUCUCCAUCUUGGCACCAAUGUCACAAUUAUUGGGGUUUCCUGCAGAUAUAUGUAUCUCUGAUAUAAAAAAAUUUCUGUCAAGAUCCCAUGAUUUGAACACAGGUAAAGAAAUUAAAGUGUAAUUUUCACAAAAGCUAGCUCUACAGUAAAAAAUUACAUACUCUAUCGGAAACUGUAAAAACCCCUGAGUUUCCAGACUGGGGUAAGACGAAUGCUCCUUGACAAAAGUUUGGCAAUGAUUUCUGUGAGUAUGAGACCAAAAUCUCAUACAACAGUGAAUAAUGCACUAAACAUUAAAUCUACAUAAACUAAAAAGGUUCUGUGUAAUAGUCAACAAAAUGAAAAUGCAUCCUAGAAGAUGAGAGAAAGCAUUCGUAAACCAUAUAUCUGACAAACAUAUAAUAACCAAACAUCCAAAAUACACAAGAAAGCAAACUGCUCUAUACCAGAAGAAACAAGAGCCAACAGCAUGAUUUUAAAAUGUGUAAGUGUCUAAAAUGAACAUUUUUUGAUAGAAGAUAUACAAAUGGCCAACAGGUCUAUAAACAGGGUCUCAACUCCAAUAAUUGUCUAAGAAAUAUAUAUUAAACUCCAACAUUAUCACCUCACACUUGUUAGGAUGAGUGCUACUGAGGACAAAAGAGGAGGACUAUUAAAAUGAAUGUAAACUUAUAAAGCCAAUGUGAAAAAUAGUAUACAAGUUCCCAAAGAAAUUACAAACAGAACAAUCAUAGGCUCGACUAUAGGUAUAUAAAGGAAUAAAAUCAAUAUGUCAAAGAGGCCUCCAAGUGCACCAGGCACACUCAUGGUACACAGGCAUAGAUGCAGGUAAAACACCCAAACAUGUGA